CACAGGAAAAACUCCUGGUGAAGCGACUGAGAUCCACGUGACACAUUAUUAUAAAUAUGGCAUUUAUUAAAGAGGAGAGUGAAGAAAUGAAGAUUAAAGAAACAUUCAGAGUGAAACAAGAAAAUACAGAGGAACAAACAAAGAUGGCCCUUAUUAAAGAGGAAAGUGAAGACAUGAGGAUAGAAGAAACAUUCAGAGUGAAACAAGAAGAUACAGAGGAACAAACAAAGAUGGCGCUUAUUAAAGAGGAGAGUGAAGACAUGAGGAUUGAAGAAACAUUCAGAGUGAAACAAGAAGAUACAGAGGAACAAACAAAGAUGGUGCUUAUUAAAGAGGAGAGUGAAGACCUGAGGAUUGAAGAAACAUUCAGAGUGAAACAAGAAGAUACAGAGGAACAAACAAAGAUGGCGUUUAAUGGCUCGGUGCACAAGAUGGCGUGCAUAAACUUCCCGGAAGCAAGUGUGUGCAUGCUUACUUCUGAUCGUAAUAACACUGUGAGGGAAGAGGAGAAGAAAGCGAAUAUGAGCGAGUUUAAAGUAAAAAAGAACAAACUAAUCUAUCAGCGACAGGAGAGAAGAUCAUCGCUACAUUGCUGUGUACCCCAAUGUGCUAAUUCAUCUCGUUAUAACUCCGUGAUAAGCUUUCAUGCGUUCCCGAUUGACCCAGAAGUUCGGGCUCAGUGGUUAGCCAGGAUUCGCAGGGACAACUUCACUCCUACAAAAAACACUAGAGUGUGUAGUGUACAUUUCAAACGAGAUGAUUUUGUUUUGACUAUUAGGACACUAAGAAAACUUAAAAAGGGAACUAUCCCUUCUCUUUUUGCGUGGAAUCACUAUACACUACCCACACAGAGAGCAAAUGUUUGAGACCAUCGACCAAGAUGCCCCGUACCUGCAACAUCCCCAUCUGACUUCAAGAUGAGUGAAACCAAAGUCUUUAUCUGUCUGCAAAACUCUGCAUUGUGUCAUCCGGCAGGGUUUUGCUGACAAAUAAACAGGCAUAUCUCAGUACAGCUGAAAUGGAGAAAGAUUAAACAUUGUUCAUUUGCGUAUACUGUCAACAUUCUAACAAUGCAAAGCUGGUUGAAAAUCAGCAAACUUGUCCUUUAAAUUAAACCAGGGGUGUUCAGCCCUGCUCCUGGAGUGUGACUGUCAUGCAGACUACAGUUCCAACCCCAAUCAAGCACA
Molecule: messenger RNA, 1187 nt
Organism: Rhinichthys klamathensis goyatoka
Lineage: Eukaryota; Metazoa; Chordata; Actinopteri; Cypriniformes; Leuciscidae
Product: golgin subfamily A member 6-like protein 6
Exons: 1
Coding region: 57-866 (269 amino acids)
Molecular function (GO): sequence-specific DNA binding
Source: RefSeq, a predicted model, not a curated record